Molecule: messenger RNA, 1149 nt
Organism: Alternaria atra
Lineage: Eukaryota; Fungi; Ascomycota; Dothideomycetes; Pleosporales; Pleosporaceae
Exons: 3
Coding region: 1-1149 (382 amino acids)
Cellular component (GO): cytoplasm
Molecular function (GO): 2-oxoglutarate-dependent dioxygenase activity
Source: RefSeq, a predicted model, not a curated record
AUGGCUCCAGCACUCAUCGAAGAAGUCACCGAAAAGUCUACUGUCGGCUACAAAUCUGGAGUCGGUCAGUAUAAAGAAGCUGCCUUUGGUGGCCCGAAAGUAUUCCAAAAGGAGCUCGAGCUGCGUGGCACGGACAAGCACGCGCCUGCCAAAUACCCACACUACCUCCCGACUUGGGACAAUGAGAAGGGACAGAAGCGACCAUUCGAGCACACUGAGCAUGGAAAAGAUGCCGAUCCCUCUUUUCCCAACCUGUUGAAGGAUGCGACGGUCGCCGAUAUUACAGCAAACAUCGGUGCUGAAGUUCAUGGUGUCGAGCUAAGCAAGUUGACCGAUGCCGGCAAGGAUGAACUCGCACUCUUUGUCGCCCAGAAGAAAGUCGUAGCGUUCCGCGACCAGGACUUUGCAGACGUCCCGAUUAAAGACGCACUCGCCUUCGGUGGAUACUUCGGUCGACACCAUAUACACCCUACAUCUGGGGCUCCUGAGGGCUAUCCCGAGGUUCACCUCGUUCACCGAGGUACUGAUGACACUACCGCGCGGGACUUCUUCGAAGAGCGGACGAACUCGAUUACCUGGCAUUCAGAUGUGACGUAUGAGAAACAGCCGCCUGGAACUACCUUCUUGUACCUUCUAGAUGGGCCAGCUGCGGGAGGCGAUACUUUGUUCGCAAACCAGGCGGCAGCGUACAACAGACUCUCGCCAGAGUUCAGGAAGCGACUCCACGGCCUUAGAGUCGUUCACUCAGCUGUCGAGCAGGCCGACAAUAGCAAGAACAGAGGUGGCGUCGUCCGUCGUGAUCCGGUGACCUCAAUCCAUCCGCUCGUGCGAACACAUCCUGCGACAGGCGAGAAGGCGCUCUUCGUGAAUCCCCAAUUUAGUCGACGCAUCGUAGGCUUCAAGAAGGAGGAGUCGGACUUCCUGCUCAACUUCUUAUACGAUCAUAUUGCAAAGGGUCAGGACUUUCAGGCACGCGUCAAGUGGGCGCCUGGUACCGUUGUGGUUUGGGAUAAUCGCGUUACAGCGCACAGUGCGUUGCUCGACUGGGAUGAUGGCGCGCGCAGGCAUUUGGCGAGAAUUACGCCGCAGGCCGAGGCUCCUUAUGAGACCGAAUUUGAAGAGCGGAAGGCUGCUGGCUUUGAGUAUUAG